AUGUUAUUUGUCUGUUUAUUUCCAAGUGACGCACAGCCUUAGUCCAAGAUGACACACCAGUACCCACCUCUCAGUGAUGAGCAGAAGAAGGAGCUUGCUGACAUUGCUCAGAGAAUUGUUGCCCCUGGCAAGGGUAUUCUUGCUGCUGAUGAAUCUGUUGGAAGUAUGGCAAAGCGCCUGAAUCAAAUUGGAGUGGAAAACACCGAAGAAAACAGACGCCUGUACCGACAGAUCUUAUUCAGUGCUGAUGAGCGGAUUGACACUUGUAUUGGUGGAGUUAUUUUCUUCCAUGAAACCCUGUACCAGAAAGCAGAUGAUGGCACACCUUUUGUAGAUGUGAUCAAGAACAAAGGAAUUAUUGUUGGUAUUAAGGUGGAUAAAGGUGUUGUCCCUUUGGCUGGUACCAAUGGAGAAACCACAACACAAGGUCUAGAUGGUUUGUCUGAACGAUGUGCCCAGUACAAGAAGGAUGGAGCUGAUUUUGCAAAAUGGCGCUGUGUUCUAAAAAUCAGUGAAACUACACCUUCUCCCCUUGCAAUCAUGGAGAAUGCCAACGUCUUGGCUCGCUAUGCCAGCAUUUGCCAGCAGAAUGGGAUUGUGCCAAUCGUAGAACCAGAAAUAUUGCCAGAUGGUGAGCAUAACUUAAAACGAUGCCAGUACGUCACUGAGAAGGUAUUAGCUGCUGUCUACAAAGCCCUUAGUGACCACCACAUUUAUCUGGAGGGAACUCUGCUUAAACCAAAUAUGGUCACUGCUGGUCAUGCCUGCCCUACCAAAUAUACCCCUGAAGAGAUUGCCAUGGCUACCGUGACAGCACUGCGGCGUACAGUGCCACCUGCUGUGCCAGGUGUAACUUUCCUGUCAGGAGGUCAGAGUGAAGAAGAGGCAUCCAUUAACCUUAAUGCAAUUAACAACUGCCCAUUGCCCAAACCAUGGGCACUAACCUUUUCAUAUGGCCGUGCUUUACAGGCUUCUGCUCUCAAUGCCUGGCGUGGUCAGAAGGAGAAUGAGUCUGCUGCCACAGAAGAGUUUGUGAAACGUGCACAGAAUAACAGCCUGGCAGCUCUUGGCAAGUACGAAGGUGAUGGUGAAAGCUCUGGUACAGCUGGGCAGUCUCUCUUUAUGGCCAACCAUGCGUAUUAAUUCACAUUCAGAGGAAUAAAACAUCCUCAAGAACAUCAUUCCAGCUUUUGCAAACAGCUAUCUCUUCCACGUCUGCAACUUUCCAUAAUGCCAGUCUAAUCACUGCCUGGCUUUCUACUGUAGUGUAGAUUUAAAAAUGAAAAUUUAAAACAAGUUUGCUUAGUGCAAAAGGCUGAAAUAUUUCAGUAUCUGUCCUUCAAACCUCUAGAUGUAUUGCAGAUGUUAUUGUGCCUGCAGGGGAGAAUGAGGCUGCAGCUUCCAGGGCAUUUGUGCAACAAUCCUUACAAAGUUGCUGUCCACCUUCCACGUUUCUUGGUUCCUUUGAGUUAUAUGUAGCUGCAUAUACUACUUGGUAUUUGAGGGCAGCUUUCUCAUUUUGGGGCAGUAGACUGCUGUACUUUGAGCAGCUGUUCCUAGCUUUCUUUCCUAUCACCCUCCUACUUAACUGUUGAGGAGGUUACUAAACCUGUCUUGCCUGAGAACAAGGUAGUUUUAGUAAAGUUGAUUGUAUCUCUGUGAAACUAAAGCAUUUUUUGAAGAUUAUGAUAAAACAGUUUUCCCUUUUUGUUGUGCAGAGCCCGUGUGUAUAUUCUAGUCCACUUAUUCCUUUCCCUCAGCCAAUCCCAUAAAAGUUAAGCCAUAGUACAUGCACUACAGUGUCAUGUUGUACAUUGAUACUUAGAGACUUGUGCACAGUAACCGAUGUGAAGCCUAUAGAUGGGUUUUUCCAGAGCAUAUGCAACCCAGACAUCUUCAGGCUGCAGUAACAGCUUCACAGACACUGUUUCUCAAGGACAUCAAGAAGCAUUGCAGAAAGGCUAUUCUUAGCAGUAAUGCAUACUUGUAUGUGUAACAAUCUGUGCUACACCACACACUGGACUUUGUGUGAAAAAGCUGAAGUGCUAGUUGUGUGCCCACUCUUUCCCCCUCAGAUGCUGAGUGAAAUGGCUUCAGUGUAAUAAUGCUUAUAGCAUUUGAGGUUUUUGGGAACUGGGUGGUUUGGUGUGUAGGUGUGCAUGUGAGAGCAGUCUGUGACAAUGUGUUAAUUUCUCUUUAUGCGUGUAAUGCACCAAAUAGUGUGAAAAGUUAAAAUAAAAAGAUGCAGUUAUUGGAA
Molecule: messenger RNA, 2257 nt
Organism: Protopterus annectens (West African lungfish)
Lineage: Eukaryota; Metazoa; Chordata; Ceratodontiformes; Protopteridae
Gene: ALDOC
Product: aldolase, fructose-bisphosphate C
Exons: 8
Coding region: 49-1143 (364 amino acids)
Biological process (GO): glycolytic process; fructose 1,6-bisphosphate metabolic process
Cellular component (GO): cytosol
Molecular function (GO): fructose-bisphosphate aldolase activity
Source: RefSeq, a predicted model, not a curated record